Molecule: messenger RNA, 1136 nt
Organism: Mycotypha africana
Lineage: Eukaryota; Fungi; Mucoromycota; Mucoromycetes; Mucorales; Mycotyphaceae
Exons: 2
Coding region: 119-1108 (329 amino acids)
Biological process (GO): rRNA base methylation
Cellular component (GO): cytoplasm
Molecular function (GO): rRNA (uridine-N3-)-methyltransferase activity
Source: RefSeq, a predicted model, not a curated record
AAAAAAAAAAAAAAAAAAAAAAAAAAUUACAGCGAGAAUAUUAAAACGGCGGGCUUUAGUGAGUAUGGCUUAUGAAUAACUGUCAAAAUUCACCUGCCAAAUAGACAACUAAACGAGAAUGGGCAAAUUGAAAAGGAAGAAAUUGACGAAUGCGCUGAACAGAUUACUGAAGAAAAGUGAAAAAAGAAAGAUACAGCAAAUCAAAGCGCAGAAAUAUGAGGAAAACCUUGAUAAAGCAAAGCAGAAUCAGAUUAAACGAAUGAACCCAACUGUUCAUCGUCCUCAUCUGCAAUAUAGCUCCAAAGACCGUAUUCUGUUGAUUGGUGAGGGAAACUUUUCUUUUGCAAGAUCUCUUUGCGAAAACUAUUUAAAAGAAGGCGCUGGUAAUUUGGUAGCCACCUGCUACGAUUCGGAAGAGACUUUAUACGAGAAAUAUGGAGACGAGGCUAAAGAUAAUAUAAAGCUUAUUCAAGAGUAUGAUGGUACAGUCUAUUUCGGCGUAGACUGUACGAAUUUGCCAAAACAUAUUAAAAGGAACAAAUAUACGAAGAUUGUAUUCAAUUUUCCUCAUGCAGGCGCUGGCAUCAAAGAUCAGGAUCGUAAUGUGUUGGCUAAUCAAAAGCUAUUGAAGGCCUUCUUCGAUUCCGUUGAACCGCUCCUCAGCAAAGCAGGAGAAGUACAGGAAGUUUUGAACGUAGCCAAUGAUAAAGAUACUGCAGGCGGUGAUGAACUGAUACCAGAUGGUGAAAUUCAUGUAACACUGAAAACCUGUAAGCCCUACAAUUUGUGGGCAAUCAAAGAGCUAGUAAAAGCAAAAGGAAUCUUAGCAGCCAAAGCAACUCUGCCGUUUUCUCCGGAUGAUUUCCCGGGCUAUGAGCAUCGACGAACUUUAGGAUUCAAAGAAGGCGUUAGUAAAGGCGCCAACGCGGAGAUUUUGGCUUCCAUGCCAAAAACAUUCAUAUUUGUCAGAAAAGAAGUGAUGGACAAACAGAAUCAGGAUGCAUUAAAAGGUGCGCAGAAGAGAAAACUAGAAGAUUUUAAAGCGCAAAUCGGCAAAAAAGUUAAAAGGAAAAUGCUCGAAGAAAGUGAUGAUGAUGAUGAUGAAUAAUUCUUUGUAGAAGCGCUAGCAUUUAUUU